This is a messenger RNA of Lingula anatina, 1139 nucleotides long. RefSeq names its product matrilin-1. The record is from RefSeq and is a predicted model, not a curated record. Lineage: Eukaryota; Metazoa; Brachiopoda; Lingulata; Lingulida; Lingulidae.
UAUGCACACCAUCACCAGUGGCAGAUGUGGCAUUCGUGUUGGAUGCAUCAAACAGCAUCCCGAAAAAUAAAUUCAAGCAAGUGUUACGAUUUGUUUCGGAUUUUGUUGACACAGUAGAAAUUGGACCUGAAAAAGUUCAAUUGGGAAUCGUUCACUUCAGUUUAACUGCUCAGACUGACAUGCUUUUUAACAGGUUUCACGAAAAGGAACGUAUGAAAGAAUUUAUCGAUGAGGAUUUAUCUGGAGAGAACGGUAUCAGGCAGGGGAAGCGCACCAACACAUCUGGAGGCCUGUACGUGAUGAGAAAUGAGAUCUUUAACCCUGCCAAUGGCGCUCGCCAAGGCGUCCCAAAGGUUGCCAUUGUCAUUACGGACGGAAAACCAAAUGAAGAUGAAGAAUUCACUAUACCCAAUGCUAAUGCAGCCAAACAAGACAACAUCACCAUUAUGGUUGUAGGAGUGGGACAAAACGCCAAAAGGAAAAAUUUGGAGGCAAUAGCAUCGGAACCCCAUGACUUAAACAUGAUAACAGUGGGAAGUGUGGAUACCUUGUUGCAGGAGGACAAAAGUUUCUUUGACAAAAUCUGUGAAACUAUAGUUUUGGACGAGUGCCCAGAAGUAGUUUAUGAAAAUUCGGCUGAGUGUGAAGAACGAUGUCCGGCAUGUUUCGUAAAGCAACAUUCCCUCCAGACCUGCCAUCGGCUGAUCACGAAAGAGAUGUCAUGGGCGGAUGCAGAUGUGUUCUGUGCCGAAAGGUAUGGAGCCAGACUGGUGUCAGUAGACUCAUUAGAGGAACACGAUGAACUUGGGAUUCUCAUGGACAACUCAGAGUCCCCAAACGCAGCUUAUUGGUCAAGUGGCAACGACUUCAUUUCACGUGGUAAUUUUGUCUGGGCUGGAAUUGGGCUUCCUGUAAACCAAUCCGUUGAGGCACAUGGUGGUGGGCACUGCGUGCAAGUACGCUCCAACGGCCGUCUCACCACUGCAGAUUGUGAUAGUACGCGGGGUUUCAUUUGCGAGAAAAGCUAUUAUGUGGGCCUGUAGUGAACUUUUUUCAUGGCGGUUUGAUUUAUGGACAAAAAUGGACAUGCUCGACACCAAAUGUGACUGACAUUAACUUGGUAUGUUAGUGGUAUAAUA